This is a messenger RNA of Chaetomium globosum CBS 148.51, 273 nucleotides long. RefSeq lists its product as uncharacterized. Bases 1 to 273 code for a protein of 90 amino acids. NCBI's taxonomy places the organism in Eukaryota, Fungi, Ascomycota, Sordariomycetes, Sordariales, Chaetomiaceae. The record is from RefSeq and is a predicted model, not a curated record. The transcript has 3 exons.
AUGAAGUUCUCCGUCGCCAUCGUCACUCUUGCUUCCCUCGCGGCCGCCGUCCCGGCCCCCGUUGAGGUUCGCGCAGUUGACAUGGAAUCCACACAGUCCGGCGAAUGGCUCGCUUGCCUGAACCCCUGCGUCAGGGGCUGCCCCAAGGCUGGCUGGCUCUACCUGGCCUGUGUCGGCGCUUGCGAGGUCACCUGCGGUGCUAUUGCCAACCCCGGCGAUGUCAUCGACCUUGAUGGUCUCCGUGACCUCGGCGUUGAUGUUGACGCCGCUUAA